AUGGAUAAUGAAUUCCAUCUGAGCGAAUUCAAAAGCGUCAAGAAGCUGGGAACAGGCAGGUUCGGCAAGGUGCUUUUGGUAGCCACUCAGACCGACCACCAGAUCUCCAAUUUGACCAGUAACAACGGGGAAUUCUACUACGCAAUUAAAAUCGUGGGUAAUACCAGAAUCGACAAACCCAUCUUGAAUCUGUCCAAUGUUUCCAACAUCAGUCGAGUAAAAAGCGAGAUUCGCGUCAUCAGGCUGCUCAGAGACUACAGGCAUCCCAACAUCCUCCAAUCAUACAGCAUUAUCAAUAAUUCUCCGAACAAACGCAUAUAUUUCAUUAGUGAGUACUGUUCCGUUGGAGAGCUCAACAGAACCAAUUUUUCAACGUAUCCGUCCACAAGGUCGAGCAUGGACAACAUUCAGAGCAAGAUCAGAGACAUCGUGAAUGGACUGGAGUUUUUGCAUUUACAGAAAAUCGUGCAUCGAGACAUUAAGCCGUCCAAUUUACUCGUUGAUCACACCGGAACAGUCAAGAUUUCCGAUUUUGGAACGUGUUAUCGACUCACCGGCGAGUCCACAGAGGACAAUUUCGAGGUGUUCAAGAAGAUCGUGGGCACUCCGUUGUUCCUUGCGCCGGAAUUGUGCGAGAACGAGCACGUUUCAGAUCAGUCUUCUGAAAAACACGGGUUUACGCUGUUCAAAUUGAAAAAGGACAAAGAAACCGACCCAGGCUACAAAAUCGAUAUCUGGUCGUUGGGAAUCACGCUGUUUUACCUCUUUUUUGAGACUUUCCCGUUCUACAACGAAAACGAGUUCAAACUGUUCCACGAUAUCGUCGACAAAGAGAUCGUUUAUCCUCCGUUUAGCAAAUGCUACACUCUCAAACGACUCACUGACGCAAACUACGGUUUCGACUACAACUCGAAGUUGAUCGCGUAUUUCAAGUCCCUGGUGGACCUGUUGCGCAAGAUGCUCAUCAAGAAACCAGACCAGCGAAUCGCCUUGAAACUGGUCAAGUCGCAUAAACUGUUCAAGCUGUUCACCGAGUCCAAGUCAUAUCAAGAUUAUGUGAAGCGGAACGACAGUAUCAUCAAGAAAUCGUCAAACUCGAUCCAUCUGAUGCGGACGUCUCGUUCGGGAGAUCUGUUGAGCGAUUUCGAUGAAGUUCCAGACACGUCGAGAUUUAAAGGAUUUUCAAGACUUUUGAACCUGUCUGGGUCAGGGACCUCAGACUCGUCGCUAUCGGAGCCGUCGAUCGUCAACAACUCUGCCGUUUCGUUGCCAAUCAACACGAACCAUCGUCAUUUGACUAAUGCAAACGAACACCAGCUUUCCAAGCCAGUCCGUCCCAUGUCUCCACCUCCAGCAGAGAACAGGAACUCUGUCAACACCAUCAACUCACUCCCACCAAAGCUCACCGAGGCGGUCACCCCUGACCUCCAGAGCCCGCACAACGCGCCCGCGCCAUUUGUCCCGCCAACCAUCUACACCUCGCGCUCGACAGCUUCCACGCAUUCUAGCUCGUCCUUGAGCAAGCUGAAAGUCAGCAACAGAGUCAACUUCAAGGAGGUGCUCAAUGAUAAAGGCGACAAGCCAAAACCAAAAUCAAUGUAUACCAUGGACCAGUACUUGAAUAAAGAUCUAUAG
Messenger RNA from Ogataea philodendri, 1635 nucleotides. RefSeq lists its product as uncharacterized. The transcript has a single exon. NCBI's taxonomy places the organism in Eukaryota, Fungi, Ascomycota, Pichiomycetes, Pichiales, Pichiaceae. Gene Ontology annotation, biological process: protein phosphorylation. The coding region runs from base 1 to 1635 and encodes 544 amino acids. Gene Ontology annotation, molecular function: ATP binding; protein kinase activity. The record is from RefSeq and is a predicted model, not a curated record.